ACGUCACAAGCAGUGGGACUCCGGAGAAGGUGUUCUCGCGAGAUUUCCUUCACAGGGCUGCCAUCUUAGUGUUGCCGCUGCCGGGGUCACAGGGACAGAGAGGGCAGUUCUGCUCAGGACGCGAUGCUGUCCCGCCUGGCCUUACGGGCCUUUGCCCCGGCUGGCCUGAAGAGCUUGCCGCCUUCUGUAUCCGUGGGAGUGGUGCAAGUAUCAAGACCAGUUCACACAAGUCAACAGCACUUGGCUCCAGUGCCACCUCUUCCAGAGACAGGAGGGAAAGUCCGCCAUGGAAUCUUCCCUGAAGAAUUUUUCCAGUUCUUAUACCCUAAAACUGGAGUCACAGGCCCCUAUAUGUUUGGAACUGGACUUGCGCUGUAUCUCCUUUCUAAAGAAAUUUAUGUAAUUAACCAUGAAACGAUUUCUGGAAUCACUGUUGUGGGAGUGCUGAUUUAUGGAGUUAAGAGGUUUGGUCCUGCUGUAGCAGCUUUUGCUGAUAAACUCAAUGAUGAAACACUUAAUACAGCAGAAACUGUGAAAAAACAGCAUAUAAAUUAUUUUGAGACUGCGAUUAAACAAGAGAAGAAAGAGCAGUGGAGAGUUGAGGGUCGCCACUAUCUCUUUGAAGCCAAAAGGAACAACGUUGCUAUGUUGCUGGAGACCAACUACAGAGAGAGGCUGUUAAGGGUAUACAACGAGGUGAAGAAGCGGCUAGACUAUCAGUUGGCGCUGCAGCAUCUCAAGCGGAGCAUGGAACAAGAUCACAUGAUCGGCUGGGUGGAGCGAAAUGUUAUUCAAAGUAUUACACCCCAGCAGGAGAAGGAUAACAUUGCCAAAUGCAUCUUGGAUCUGAAGGCACUGUCAAAGUCCGCACGGGCAGCUGUCUAAACUCAGCAUUUACUCAUAAUAUCUUUAAACUUAUGACUGAUGCUCUUGAUUAAAACAUCUAUACCUUU
Varanus komodoensis (Komodo dragon) is the source of this 953-nucleotide messenger RNA. It is a transcript of the gene ATP5PB, whose product is annotated as ATP synthase peripheral stalk-membrane subunit b. The record is from RefSeq and is a predicted model, not a curated record. Gene Ontology annotation, molecular function: proton transmembrane transporter activity. Bases 124 to 885 code for a protein of 253 amino acids. Gene Ontology annotation, biological process: proton motive force-driven ATP synthesis. Lineage: Eukaryota; Metazoa; Chordata; Lepidosauria; Squamata; Varanidae. The transcript is spliced from 7 exons.